Molecule: messenger RNA, 1738 nt
Organism: Gymnodraco acuticeps
Lineage: Eukaryota; Metazoa; Chordata; Actinopteri; Perciformes; Bathydraconidae
Gene: tdrd12
Product: tudor domain containing 12
Biological process (GO): transposable element silencing; germ-line stem cell division
Source: RefSeq, a predicted model, not a curated record
AUGAACCUCUUCUACCACGACGUGACCCAAGACCUACGCAAGCUGACGCCCACAUCGUUAGAGGAGGGACAGGUGUGUGUGGUGUACUGGGCGGUGAUAAAGUCGUGGUGUCGGGUGCUGGUUGAGUCCAUCGUCACGGACUCAGUUUCCUGUCAGGCUCGAUGCCUCCUGGUGGACCACGGAGAGAGACUCGUCGUCCCCUCAGACCAGAUCCGGAUCGCUAUGCAGAAUUUCCUCCAGCUGCCUUUCUGGGUGAAGAGGUUCCACCUGGCGGGAAUCAAACCAACAACCCUGCGAGUUUGCGUCCACGAGAUAAAGGCGGGACUCAUUGCAUCCACUCGGUGGGACAGCUCUUCUACUCUCUACAUGCACAGCCUGCUGCAAGCUUCCACUCGGACUGAGGCCGUGUUGCUUGAAUCCGAGGCCGACUCCACCUCCAUAGAGCUCUACCUGACUGUAGGAAGCAUCAAGAUCUGUUUGAACGACGAUCUGGUGGCCAAGAAGUUUGCGUAUUACAGCCGAGAGUCAGCUGACCGCAGAGAGAUGGACGAGGAGGACCAGCUUCCUGUCAUGUUGUCCUCCAGCAUCUUGACCCAGACUGCCUCAAGCAAGCCUAAGUCUCCUAUUGCUAUUUCUUCAGGUCUGACUGCGCCUCAGGUCAGCAGCUCUGCUCACGGUGUUUCCGCCAGUCCUCUGGAUAACAGCCACGCAUCCUCACCGCUGACCUCGCUGCGGCUUCAGAGCCAACAACAUGAGCUGCAGCCCCGUGAAGAAGGCAGCGGGUCAAAGGUCACAGAGGAACAUCUGUCAGAGAAAGGUCCGGACGCUGCUGCUGCUCCUGCAGAGAGUGACUCGUCGGAGGACACAGACUCGUCUCUGGCUGCAGCUCUGACCAAAGAUCUCAGUCUGUUCAGGUUCCUAAAGUUUCUGAAUCCUGGCAGCAUCUUCCAGCAGGCGUCUCCCACUGUGAGUGAGCAUGAAGAGCAAAAAGAAACUCGACCUGAAGAGACGACUGCAGCUUCCAGCACAGAAAAGGAAGUAUUAACCCCUUCAAACUGUGAGCCUGAGACUCUGCACAAGCACACAUUGACCAGCAUGAGUGAGAAAAGUGGAGCUGAAGGUCUUUGUGAGAGCAGUCAAGUUGAACGUAUUGAAGACGAAGGAACAAGCAGGUGGAGUAGAUCGGAGGAGAAAAGGUGGAAGAGUGAAACGGACUGGGCUUGUUCGCGCCUUUUGGAGUGGUUGAACCCUGAGCCUGUGAACCCUGACUUUGAGACGGCACACGACGCGUUUGUUCCCAGUGAUCCCAGGAGGAGUGGGAUCCUGGUGCACUCCUUCCUCCCAGUGGAGCCCUGCAGCAGCCUGGACGACGCCCCCAUCACAGACUCUCUCCGCUGGGUUUUGAAGAAGAGGCAGUGCAGCGUUUUGACUCCAGCUGAGCGCUACAGCUGGCCCUCUGUGGCUCGAGGCUGCAACACCGUCAUCAUCUCGCCCAGCGCAGAGCAGCCGCUCAGCUACAUCGCUCCGCUGCUCACACACAUCCUGCUCAACUCCAUCUACACCGCCCUCACCUCCAGCGCAGGGCCCAUGGCGGUGCUGCUGUGUCCGGGCUGGGAGAAAGUGAUGGUGAUGAUGGAGCUUCUGGAGGAGAUGAAGCUCAAAUCCGUUCUCCACCCCUACACUUUGCUGCUGGGCGUCGGGAAAGACGAGGCAAAGGCCGUCAGGAUCCCCAAAAACU